This is a messenger RNA of Theobroma umbraticum, 1629 nucleotides long. Its product is annotated as FAD-dependent oxidoreductase family protein. The record is from RefSeq and is a predicted model, not a curated record. Lineage: Eukaryota; Viridiplantae; Streptophyta; Magnoliopsida; Malvales; Malvaceae. Gene Ontology annotation, cellular component: cytoplasm.
UCUUCCAUUUCUUAUCUCCAUUCUAGAACGUUGAACGCGAACCUCCAUUAUCAAAUUCAAAGACCGUAAAAGGAGAGGCCUAUUCUCCUCUGAAAAGCCUCAUAUUACAAUCAUUAUCCUUUUAAAGUUUACACCUUGGGCAAAUUCUGGUAACCCCACAGCGUCCAAUGCUUCUCUUUGAUUCAAUAUCUCCCUUGACCCACUCAGGAAAACUCACUUCCCCAGUGCUUCUCUCUUCUCUCUCCCAACGUCCCCUCAGAUGUGCAGUUCUUGGUGCUGGUUUUGCUGGCCUCUCUGUUGCUUGGCAUUUGCUCAAGCAAAGUCCUCUGGAUAUGCAUCUGCACAUUGAUUUGUAUGAUGAAGUGGGCAUUGGAGGAGGUGCUUCAGGAGUCUCUGGAGGACUCCUUCAUCCCUAUUCUCCUAAAGUUAAGCUUCUAUGGAAAGGUGCCCAGUGUUGGAAAGAAUGUCUAAAGCUCUUAAGCAUUGCAGAACAAGCCGUUAGUUCGGAGGAAUUAGAUUCUGAAACUGGACAAUUUGGUCAUGAUUUUGGUGGUUUUGUAGUCCGGAGAAGGGGCAUUUUGAGACCAGCCACAAACAUGAAGACUUUGAAUGCGUUAAAUGAUAAUGCUCAGAGCUGCCUUGCCAGUUGCAAGAUAGAGAUCAUUGAUAAGGAUGCUGCCCAAAAGCUUGUGCCCCAUCUACAUGUGCCUUUCAACUUGGCUUUUUAUAUGCCUGAAGCUGUAAAUGUUAAUUCUCAGCGUUAUAUCGAGGCACUCUUCCUAGCAUGUCAAAAUUUAGUGAAAGAAUUAUCUGCUUCUGGCUUUGGAGGGAAAAAGCUUUGUUUGCUGAAGAAAUCUGUUUGUGAGCUCCGUGAAUUAGAAGGGGAAUAUGAUGCUGUGGUAAUAUGCCUAGGUGCCAAAGCAGACUUGCUUCCGGAGCUUGCUGGGAGGCUUCCUUUGAGGACAUGUAGAGGUGUUAUUUUGCACCUGCAACUGCCUGAUAAUAUGGGGGAAGAUUAUCCAGACCAUGGGCCCUCGAUACUCUCAGAUGCAUGGCUUGCUGUCCAGGGGAACCAUAGUUUGUAUGUAGGUUCAACAUGGGAAUGGAAGUCAAGAAAUUCCUCACCAAAUGUCUCAUCUGAUGAAGCUUCGAAUGCUCUUCAAGAGCUUCUACCAAAGGCAUCUGCUGUUUAUCCCGGGAUAAUGGGCUGGACUUUUGCUGGAGCAAGAGCGGGUUUGAGGGCAAUGCCGCCUCUCACUCCUCAUGGAUCACUUCCCCUUUUAGGUUGUGCCAACAAUCUUUUAAGUGAAAAUCUUAAAUGUAAAUAUUGGUUACUCGGAGGCCUUGGUUCAAGGGGUUUGUUUUAUCAUGGUUGGCUAGGUAAGUUGACGGCAGAGGCUGUGAUCUCUUGUAAUGAACAAAUAAUCCCUUCUGAACUAACCUCAUGGAAGAAUAAAAGAUAAUUGAACAUAAUUUUUUAUAAAAUUUUUGCAUGGACUGCCGUUUCAAACAUUAGUUGAUCAUCAAAAAUGAACCACCAUGGCAUUUGAAGAUCUGACAUAAUUUGAUCAAACUCAAAUGUCAAAAGGGAGCAGCAGAUGUAUUACCAACUUACUACUGAUGAUGUAA